CGAUUUAUCCAUCUAUCUAUAGACAGAUAUAGAUAUAGAUAGAUAUAUAGAGGUAGAGACAGAUAGAUAGACAGAUAGAUAGAUCGAUAUAGACAGUAAAUUCUCCUUGUCCUCUGUGCAUAAGCCAUGGGACUACUAGGAGCUGGGGCUGGGACACGUUACAGAAUGACUAGUUAACUCUUACAGAGCCCUCCAGGCCACUGUCUCAGACUGUAGUGCCGCUGCAGCUGCAGCCCAGCCACUGUGUUGAGUGAGAAGCGGCUCACUUGCACACUUUGAAGCGCUGUCUUUCGAGAAGUGCACAAAACUACCAACGCAGGCAGCGAUCACUCAUUCCGCUUGCAAGAAGAACUUAUUCUACGGUUCUGCAAGAUCUUGGAUUUGACCUGCUUUCGGGGAGACAGUUUUGACUAAAGAGGAAACGAGGAGGACUGGGUGAUGGCCUUCCUAGGCAGUGCAGUUCGGCGGGUCGUGUCAGCAGUGCGUCCCUCUCUUUCCCCCCUGAGCCGGGCGAGCACUCGCUCCUACAGCUCGGAGCCCACCAAGGAAAAAAAUGUUCCGUAUGCAAAAACACUCAAACAAGAUGAGGGGGCCUCCAUCGGACCCACUAAACCUUUGCCCAGGUCAGCGGACGUAGUGGUGAUCGGAGGCGGCAGUUUAGGCUGUCAAACCGUCUACCACCUGGCUAAAAUGGGCAUGACCAACGUAGUGCUGCUGGAGAGGGACCGACUGACUGCUGGCACCACCUGGCACACUGCAGGCCUGCUGUGGCAGCUCCGUCCUAGUGAUGUUGAGGUUGAGCUCUUAGCGCACACCAGGAAUGUGAUCAGCAAAGACCUGGAGGAGGAGACGGGUCUGCACACAGGCUGGAUCCAGAACGGAGGCCUCUUCAUCGCCUCCAACAAACAGAGACUGGACGAGUACAAACGCCUCAUGUCGCUGGGUAAGGUUUAUGGUAUCGAGUCCCACGUUCUGUCACCUGCGGAGACCAAGGACCUGUACCCGCUGAUGAAUGUGAACGACCUGUAUGGAACUCUCUACGUACCAAAGGAUGGAACCAUGGACCCAGCGGGCACCUGUACCACACUGACCAGAGCUGCGUCCGCCAGGGGAGCCACGGUGAUAGAGAACUGCCCUGUGACCGGUAUCAAGGUGCACACAGAUGACCUUGGGGUGAAGAGGAUUAAAGCAGUAGAGACCGCCCAUGGGACCAUUGAGACGCCUUGUGUGGUUAACUGUGCAGGUGUGUGGGCCACCAAGCUGGGGGACAUGGCAGGUGUCAAGGUGCCUCUCAUUGCGAUGCACCAUGCCUACGUAGUGACCGAGAGAAUCGAAGGCAUUCAGAACAUGCCAAACGUCAGAGACCAUGAUGCAUCUGUGUACCUGCGCCUCCAAGGUGAUGCCCUCUCUGUAGGGGGUUAUGAACAGAAUCCCAUCUUCUGGGAUGAGGUGUCUGACAAGUUUGCCUUCAGCCUGUUUGACCUUGAUUGGGAUGUAUUCAUGCAGCAUAUUGAGGGAGCAAUCAACAGAGUUCCUGUUCUGGAGCAGACUGGCAUCAAAUCUACUGUCUGUGGACCAGAGUCAUUCACAGCAGACCAUAAGCCUCUGAUGGGAGAAGCUCCAGAGGUCAGAGGGUUCUUCCUCGGCUGCGGCUUCAACAGUGCCGGUAUGAUGCUGGGAGGUGGCUGUGGCAGAGAGCUGGCUCACUGGAUUAUACAUGGCCGCCCUGAAAAGGAUAUGUAUGGAUAUGACAUAAGGCGUUUCCAUAACUCCCUGACAGACAACAAUCGCUGGAUCAGAGAAAGAAGCCAUGAGUCAUAUGCUAAAAACUACUCUGUGGUGUUCCCCUUUGAUGAGCCGCUGGCUAGCCGAAACAUGAGGAAGGACCCCUUCCAUCAGGUCCUGACGGAGCAGGGCUGUGUGUUCCAGGAAAGACAUGGCUGGGAGAGACCAGGCUGGUUCAACAAAGAUGGGCCUGCACCUGUUUUAGACUAUGAUUACUAUGGGGCCUAUGACAUCAACAAGAAUGUGAACUACAAGUACAAUGAUCUGCUGGGCAAAGAGUACACCUUUGGCUUCCCUCCUCAUCAUGAUGUGAUUAAGAGCGAGUGCCUGACAUGUCGACAUGGUGUGGCCGUGUUUGACAUGUCCUACUUCGGCAAGUUCUACCUCACUGGCCCGGAUGCCAAAAAGGCAGCUGAUUGGCUGUUCACUGCCGAUGUCAACAAGAAGCCAGGCUCCACCGUGUAUACCUGCAUGCUGAAUAAGAGAGGAGGGGCGGAGGCUGACCUGACAGUGAGCAGACUGGAGCCUGGUGCUGCCAGCCUGCCCCUGGCACCAGAGUCCAAUGGUGAUGCAUACUACCUGGCUAUCGGAGGCGGCGUGGCAGAACACAACUGGAACCACAUUAGAACAGUUCUGCAGGACGAAGGCUUCAAGUGCCAACUCACAGACCACUCUGAGGACAUGGGGAUGAUCAGCAUCCAGGGACCCAAGAGUCGGGACGUACUUCAGGAGGUGCUGGACACGGACCUGAGCAACGAAGCUUUCCCCUUCUCGACCCACAAAGUUGUCAGUGCAGCAGGACAUCAGGUGCGAGCGAUGCGCCUGUCAUUUGUUGGAGAGCUGGGCUGGGAGCUCCACAUUCCCAAAGGCUCUUGUCUUCCAGUCUACAAUGCUGUCAUGGCCGCCGGCGCUAAGCAUGGCAUCAUCAACUCAGGCUACAGGGCUAUCGACUCACUCAGCAUAGAGAAAGGAUACAGACACUGGCACGCUGACCUUCGUCCAGACGACACGCCCUUGGAGGCGGGGCUGGCCUUCACAUGCAAGCUGAAGAGCUCAAUCCCGUUCCAGGGCCGCGACAAGCUGGAGAAACAGAAGCAGGAGGGGCUGAGCAGACGCAUCGUCUGCUUCACCAUCGACGAGAAAGAACCGAUGUUCGGUCUGGAGGCCAUCUUCCGUAACGGCGUUCCGGUGGGUCAUCUGCGGCGUUCCGACUACGGCUUCUUCAUCGACAAGACAAUUGGAUAUGGAUAUAUCCGCAACCCUGAUGGAGGAGUGGUGAACAACGAUUUCAUUAAGAGCGGUGACUUCACCCUGGAGAGGAUGGGCGUGACCUACAAGGCCAAGGCCCACCUCAAAUCACCUUUUGACCCGGAGAACAAACGUGUCAAGGGCAUCUACGCCUGAGAAGGAUGACAUGCAUGAAACAACGCACAUACAUACCCCGAGCGGUUAGUGAGGCUAAGAGGGCGAAGUCGAUUUUUACAUGCGGACACAGUUUAUCUAACCUCCCACCUUCCGCCUACCACAGGCAGUCUCAAAUCCAGGACAUUUUAUUCCGAUGAAAAUAGUCCUGUGAUUCGACACGGCGUCUACCCUCUAUUUUAAAAUUCACUUUAGCCUUUGAUGUACGAUCUAAAAUCUGUAACAGGAUAUGAAAUUGUAGUAGCUACUGAUUUGAGUCUGCAUUGAAUGUUUGGUAAUAUUUUGUCUUACUGGCUCCAUCAAUGAGUGAGUCAUAUCCACCGCUUCGUGUUUACAUACGCAAAUGUGGGCUUUGGAGUCACAGUGGGCUCGUUUUAAUAUCAUCAGCGGGGAAAUGUUUGUCAGGAGGAUACAGCUGUCUAAGCACAUCUAAGCAUUAAAGCCGUCUUUUUGCCUCUGCUAAUCUAAGGAACAAAGGUUGUGCGUGUUCACCUGAUCUGUAACCAUUCAGUGUCGCUGGUGUUUUCAAGCCAAGAGCCUGUUGCAAAUAUGAUUUUCAGUCCCGACUGAAUAGAAAGCCUCACCACUGGCUACCUCUGUUCUCAGGAAGUCUUAAUACGUCCUUGUACAGUAAUGGCAUCUCAUCUAGGAAUGAAAAUGAGGAUGACGUUCUUUAUCAUUAAUUAUGCGUGUGACGGUGAUGCAGUAGCUAUGAAGCGCAGCCAACUACUGUCAUCAUAACUUAAUCACUCAUAAUCAGGAUUAAAAAAACAAAAACAAAAAAAAAAGCCCUGUGACGGUGACAAAUGCACAUGUGCUGUUAGAGUGCGCUGUUUCUUUUAAAGUAAACAUAUCUCUAUACAGUACAAGUAUAGCAGUAUGUGUGUGGUUCCAACAGUCCUAGAAAAUCUGAAUUUGUGGAUGUGAGAAAAAGUAAAACAAGACCUUUAAUGAUCUGAAAUUGAACAGCUUGCUUUGAAGGUGCUUGUUUGUUUGUUUUUUUUGUUGUUUUUCCACCUAAAUUCAUCAUUUUACCUAAGCUGUCAGGUCCUCUCUGUCUGCUUUACAUCAGCACAUCAGAUUCUGAGGAAAAACCCUUUAACCAAGGCUUAGUUAGAAUUAUUAUUAAUUAAUCAUCAGGAUUUCUUAGCUUGACGUGAUCAGCAGUAGAUGAUAAGUAUUUUUGACAGAUGGUAUGCCUUACCCCAUAUAUAGAUACAAGCCGGUCUCAUCAAUCUGCGUACAAAUAACACGACUUUUAAACUUUAAAUUUACGUGCUUUGCAUAUGCAAAAGUCAAUUUUACAUAGAGCUGACACACCAGUAGUUUCCAUUAACUUCUGUGGAAAGCAGAUGUGCAACGUUCGCACAUGUACAGACCUUACGUUACAUUUGCAUGCAUGAAUGUUGACUCAUUAACUCAAUACGUAACAUUAGCCACCAAAAGUUCUUGGUUAAGUCUUGGAAAACAAACACGAGCCAGAUAACACCGGUUACCAGGAGCUGUUUGUUUGAGCCAUCCGCCACCCCGUCUUCCUGCUAAUCAGCCUUUCUGCGUUUUUAUACUGCAUGACCUUUAUUGCACCUUGGAUUGGCCACCUGCAUCACCUGCAUGUGAAAUUUGACUUUUGCAUAUGCACUGAACGUCAUUUCAACAUGUGAAAGACUAUUUGCUAUAUGUAUGCAGAUUGACUGACUGGGCUAAUUGAUAUAUCUGCUCCUGAUUUCCAUGCUGACAUAGCAACCAAUUAAGCACUUAUGGGAGUAAUCAGAACAAGUGUAAUGUGUCUUUGACUAAUUAUUUUGCAUAGAUUAAUCUAAUUCUUGCAUACAGUGAGGCAAGUUUAUAUUUCUUAUACAGCAGGAAUGACCUGUAGUAGGUUUUAACAUCUAAAUAUUAAAAUAUAUCACUGAAAAUGUCUUAGGCUGUUUCUCACAUUUCCUCUAAGAUGGGUAGGGAUCAGCCCAGUAACACCUUGACAAACUGAAUCAUGUCUGAAGUGCCAGUGUUGGCUUGUAACAGUUAAAGGUGCCGUUCAUUGUGUGUACAUUGUGUUUACAUUAAUGCUCCUGCCAUACACAAGCUGGCUUUUGAAUGUAGUUUUUCAUUAAUGCAAACUGAUUAUGAGUUGAUUUUGAGUUUAAGUGUCAUCCUACUAUGUGUUUACACUUCUUUAAGCCAAACUCUAACCAAAGUUCUGCACUCAAAUAAUUUGAAUGGCAAACACAGUGUGUCAGAGCAGAAGGCUUUUGUAUGUAUUGUCCCUAAUUGCUUUUCAAAUUUGUGUUGCAGCACAUUUAGCUCAAAAAAGAUUUGUAGAUUCUGCCAGGAAAGCCAUUAAUCAUCUAAAUGGUUCUCAGGAGUAGCUCGAGCUGAUAGGAGUUAUCUGAGCAACGGCAAACAGAACACUAUUACUGCUGGUCCAAUACCAUAAUGUGAGUGUUAUGAAUUGCUAUAAUUUCUCUUCCUUCUGCUGAGUAUUGUGAAUAUUGUAAAUGUCCCGAUGAAAAGAAGCCAUGUGAAUUUAUGAGCCUUAAGGUUCUUUCUCAAUGUUGCAUUGAAUUGUGAGUAAUCAUGUUUUUUCGGAGAAGUCAUGAAAUAUUCCACAAAAGAAAACCAUGUUUAAUUCAAAAAGCACAAAAAAAAAAAAAGCAAAAAAGCCAGUGGAACGAUGUGAAGAUCAUUCAUUCAUCCAUUCAUUU
Molecule: messenger RNA, 5909 nt
Organism: Myripristis murdjan (pinecone soldierfish)
Lineage: Eukaryota; Metazoa; Chordata; Actinopteri; Holocentriformes; Holocentridae
Gene: sardh
Product: sarcosine dehydrogenase
Exons: 22
Coding region: 439-3189 (916 amino acids)
Cellular component (GO): mitochondrion
Molecular function (GO): protein binding
Source: RefSeq, a predicted model, not a curated record